GAAGUCUUCCCUUUACAUAUAACGUUCACCUUCCCUCUAUUUGUUCCCCCCCUCCUCUAAACGCACACCUUCUUCCCUCGCUUGCAGCCGCCGAGCGCAUACUACACUCUCCAUAACUCCACUCAUCGUAUUCAUCCCUGACAGGUCUAGAAGUUAGUUAUACUGGGAAAGAAAUGCAACAAUGACUGUUCUAGCUCGCAAGGAGUCCAGAAGUUUUAUGAGGAUGCCGAGUAAAAGCUUGAGGUGUAUGAGCUAUGAGGAUACUCUCCGCGAAAUGGAAGCUUUUUUGGAUGGGAAGCUUGACAAUCCACAAAGUACUCGUGAAGUUUAUGCUGAUAUAACUGAACCAAUGAGUUCGAGUGCCAUUAGGGUGCCUGAUACUGAGGAUCCAGAUGCAACUGAGAAUUCCAGCUCAUUUGGUGAUACUGCAUCCAGAAGUGAGAAUGUUUCUGGAACUAGUGAUGCCGAGGUGGAGUCUGAGUUUCGUGUGGACACUGGUUUGGCCUCUACAUUGGACAGUUAUGGUAGUGUAUUUCCAAUGAGGAAAAAGAAGUUGACAACUGAUUGGAGGAAUUUCAUACGGCCACUUAUGUGGAGGUGCAAAUGGACAGAACUAAGGAUAAAAGAGUUGGAGUCGCAAGCACUUAAAUAUUCCCAUGAGCUUGAAGCAAAUGAGCAAACAAAAAUGUUGGAACUACAUCAAUAUACAUCGGACUUUUGCUCAAAAUCGUUUCCCUUUUUCAACCAUUCAAAAAAAAGGAAGCCCAUGAAAAGAAGAAAACGGAAACGUGUGGAGAAUGUUACUGAUAUCUCAUCUUAUACGUCUCAUCACCAGAUUUUCUCCUAUCUUGAAAAUAAGAAGUGUGAUCCAGAUGGUACAUCAGCUGCAGAUGAUGAUGUUAAUCUAGAUUUAUGCCCUAAGAAUGAUGAUUUUGGCAUGGAGGAGGAUUGGCUUAAAGACAGUGAGGAUUCCUUAGAGCAGAUUCUUCGACAGAUUGAAACAGUGCAAUCUCAAGCUCAGAGACUCAGAACCCAUCUUGACAUGGUGAUGUUAAAAAAUGGUGUGAAGUUCUCCUCCGCAGAAAAUCUGAGUCUUCUUGCACCUUAUGAUGUUCAAACAAGUGCUGCCCAAAGUCCUGCUUUCUCAGCUGGUAAUGGGGACAAUAUGUCUAUUGGUGCCGUUUAUCUUCCUGAGCACAUAUCGGACUUUGAAAUCGAUGAUCUGGUUUUGCCUGAGAGCAUUGUCUCUGGUUAUGGAGAUGGUGCCCAGAUUCCUGACAUAAUAGAAAGCACAGUAGGAUUACUUUCUGCUGCAGAUGUUACAAUACAUCAGCCACAGAUUAUAGAGUCAGGUGAAAAUAUAUUGGAUGAUAUACAUAUACAGAACACGGCGAUGAGAGAGGGGCACAUGUCCUCUGGAGUAAUUGACCAGUCAAUUGAUGAUUAUCAUAACCUGGAAAAUAAAGAGCAUAAUUUAUCAGUUCUCCGAACCAGCAGUGGUUUAGUGCUUGAUCCUGUGGCUGAAGAUGCUGUGGUUCUGGAGAAAUCAACAUUAAACUCUUGUUUAACUUCAGAUGUUGGUGUUCCUAAAAACAAGAGAAAGCGUGGUGAACGCAAAGCUGGACCUGGAGGUUGGAACAAGAGAUCUGCAGGUGAGCCAGAUAGCAGUUGAGGAUUCUUUUUCUCCCAAAUACAGUAGACAAUAACUUCAAGUAGAUGUCGAAAUGGUCUACGUGUUCCUUCGCCUUUUUGUGGGAGCAGUCCACAUGGAUGGCUCCAAGCAUCUUGCUACAGUAGAUUAUUUAUAAAAAAUUUGCCUGUUGGUGAAAGCCAUUCUUGCAUUUCAUCACUGUACGCUGCUGGUGAUAAUGACGAAAAAGCUGUUUGAUAGACCCCUAGAUUGAUAUUCAGCAGGCAGUUGUCGAUAAAAGAUCUUGACAUUAUGUAGAUGAGGAUUUUGGCUAAAAUUCAAGAGUAGGAUAUAGACUGAUUAUGGGGAUGCUCAUUGGUAAACUGUGCUCACAUUUUGUAGAAGGAUGUAAUGGAUUGUAAAACAUGCAGGGCAUAAUAGGUGAUAAUAUAGUUGCAUUCUGUUGCACCCUGCAAGGCUUGCCAUUUAUUCUGAUCUUUUACGUAAUUUUCCGGAUCCUUCGAUAGAAUGGCAGCCUGAAGUCCAAACUAGUUUUAGGCUAUGAAGCAUCAAAUCUUUUGGGACAUGAUGUUUCCUUGAGAAACGUUUCCGUUUCUCGAACCUUGAUUGUUUUCAAAAUAUUUCCUUUCCAAUUUUCAAAAGUUACUUUGAUUCCAUGCAUAUAGGUUUUAAGCAUAUUCAUCAGUAAAUUUGAUCACUUUUUGAUCAUCAAUGUAAAUUGGUUGUAAUAUUCUUGUGCGAGUUCUUGUAGAACUUUCCAUAGUAUACGAUGAACAUUUCCGUAGCUGAAAAUGUCAAAGUAAAUUAAUUUCUGCUACACAAAGUUAACAAGGGCACUGUUUGAUACA
Beta vulgaris subsp. vulgaris (sugar beet) is the source of this 2499-nucleotide messenger RNA. RefSeq lists its product as uncharacterized. Bases 182 to 1672 code for a protein of 496 amino acids. The record is from RefSeq and is a predicted model, not a curated record. The transcript is spliced from 6 exons. Lineage: Eukaryota; Viridiplantae; Streptophyta; Magnoliopsida; Caryophyllales; Amaranthaceae.